AUGGUAACAACUACAACAACUACGCUUCUCACUUCCUUCCAUCGUCUCUUCUCUCCACGCGGCCUCACUAGGAAUUUCCAUUUCUACCCUCCUAACCGUUUUCUCGCAUGCAGAGUCAUGGAUUCACCGGACGGUGGAUCGUCGGCGCCCUCACCGGCACCGUUGAUAGACUCUGUAACUCAGGAUUUUAAGAAUCAAACGAUUCACACUAACAAAUUCAAAACCCUCGAGGAUCUCAAUUGGGAUAAUUCCUUUGUUAGGGAAUUGCCUUCUGAUCCUAGAACCGAUUCGUUUCCGCGAGAGGUUUUGCAUGCUUGCUAUACGAGGGUUUCGCCAUCAGUUCAAGUGGAUGAUCCUCAACUUGUAGCAUGGUCUGAAUCUGUUUCCAAUUUACUUGAAUUGGACAAUAAAGAAUUUGAAAGGCCAGAUUUUCCCCUUUUCUUCUCUGGUGCAUCACCUUUGGUUGGAACGUUGCCUUAUGCUCAGUGCUAUGGCGGACAUCAGUUUGGUAUGUGGGCUGGGCAGUUGGGUGAUGGUAGGGCAAUUACACUUGGAGAGAUACUGAAUUCAAAGUCUGAAAGGUGGGAACUGCAGCUUAAAGGUGCCGGGAAGACUCCUUACAGUCGGUUUGCCGAUGGCCUUGCAGUGCUCCGUAGCAGCAUCAGGGAGUUCCUUUGCAGCGAAGCAAUGCAUCACCUGGGGAUACCAACAACUCGUGCUCUUUGUCUUGUGAACACUGGAAAGUUGGUCACUCGAGACAUGUUCUAUGAUGGCAAUCCAAAGGAAGAACAGGGUGCAAUCGUUUGCAGAGUUGCUCAAUCUUUUCUGCGUUUUGGGUCAUACCAAAUACAUGCUUCCAGAGGUAGUAAUGAGGACCUGGAAAUUGUUCGUGGUUUGGCAGACUAUGCUAUUAAGCACCACUUUCCUCAUAUUGAGAACAUGAGUAAGAGUGAAAGCUUAUCUUUCAGCACCAGUGAUGAAGAUGCUGUGGAUCUUACAUCAAACAAGUAUGCAGCAUGGGUGGUGGAGAUUGCUGAGCGUACUGCUUCCAUGAUUGCUAGAUGGCAGGGUGUUGGUUUCACUCAUGGUGUGAUGAACACGGAUAACAUGAGCAUUUUGGGUCUUACUAUUGAUUAUGGUCCAUUUGGGUUCUUGGAUGCUUUUGACCCUAAAUUUACCCCAAAUACUACUGACCUUCCAGGAAGAAGGUACUGUUUUGCAAACCAGCCUGACAUUGGUUUAUGGAAUCUUGCACAGUUUACAACAACACUGGCAGCGGCUCAUUUAAUAAAUGACAAAGAGGCUAACUAUGCUUUGGAAAGAUAUGGGUCAAGAUUUAUGGAUGAUUAUCAAGACAUAAUGACCAAAAAGCUUGGCCUCCCAAAGUAUAAUAAGCAGCUGAUUGGCAAACUUCUUACUAACAUGGCUGUUGACAAAGUGGAUUAUACAAACUUCUUUCGUACACUCUCAAAUAUUAAAGCAGACACAAGUAUUCCGGAUGAAGAAUUGUUAGUGCCACUAAAGUCAGUUUUGUUGGAUAUUGGUAAAGAGCGUAAAGAAGCAUGGACAAGUUGGUUGAAAACCUAUAUACAUGAGCUCGCUACCAGCGGCACUACUGAUGAUGAGAGGAAGACCUCGAUGAAUACGGUAAAUCCUAAAUAUAUUCUCAGAAACUAUCUAUGCCAGACUGCAAUUGAUGCUGCAGAAAUUGGUGAUCUUGGAGAAGUUCGCAGGCUACUCAAAUUAGUGGAACACCCGUUUGAUGAGCAGCCAGGAAUGGAGAAGUAUGCUCGCUUACCCCCAGCAUGGGCUUAUCGUCCAGGUGUAUGCAUGCUAUCUUGUUCCUCAUGA
This is a messenger RNA of Lathyrus sativus (Indian pea), 1851 nucleotides long. The record is from the annotation of a GenBank genome assembly. NCBI's taxonomy places the organism in Eukaryota, Viridiplantae, Streptophyta, Magnoliopsida, Fabales, Fabaceae.